Molecule: messenger RNA, 1950 nt
Organism: Dermacentor silvarum
Lineage: Eukaryota; Metazoa; Arthropoda; Arachnida; Ixodida; Ixodidae
Product: testis-specific serine/threonine-protein kinase 3
Biological process (GO): microtubule cytoskeleton organization; protein phosphorylation; intracellular signal transduction
Cellular component (GO): cytoplasm
Molecular function (GO): ATP binding; tau-protein kinase activity; protein serine/threonine kinase activity
Source: RefSeq, a predicted model, not a curated record
UGCGCCGAGACUCCGGCGGCAUGGCCGCGAAGUCUCCAAGCCCGCCCGCCGUCAGAGCCACCACCUCCAAGCAGUUCCUCGCACUCGCCGGCUACAUUUUGGGCCGCGAGAUCGGCCAGGGCACCUACUCAAAAGUCAGGAUUGGCGUUAAGGGCGACCAGCGUUAUGCGGUCAAAAUCAUCCCGCGGCAUCUGGCACCUCGCGAGUACGUGUACCACUUCCUUCCGCGCGAGCUGGCCAUCAUCCCCAAGCUGAAGCACCCGAACAUCGUCCGCGUAUUCGACGUGCUCGAGAUCAAGCGCAAGGUGUUCGUCGUCAUGGAGCUGGCCACCCAGGGCGACCUGCUGCUCAAGAUCACCAAUGACGGCCGCUUCUCCGAGAGCAAGGCGUUCCACUACUUCGAGCAGAUCUGCGACGCGGUCGCCUACUUGCACCGACAGAACAUCGUCCACCGAGAUCUCAAGUGCGAGAACAUUCUGCUUAGCCCCAAACGACAAAUCAAGUUGGCAGACUUCUCAUUCGCCCGAAACACGCACAACGCGAACAAGCGCAAGGUUCUGAGCCGGACGUUCUGUGGCAGCGCGGCGUACGCGGCGCCCGAGGUGAUCCAGAACAUCCCGUACCGGCCCAAGCGCUACGACUCGUGGAGCCUCGGGGUCAUCCUCUACAUCAUGGUGUGCGGCCAACUGCCCUUCGACGACACCAACCCGUUCCAGCAAGUGCGCGCUCAGAUGAGCCGCCAGAUCAGCUUCCCGGCCUCGUACGGCCUCACCAAGAUGUGCCGCAACCUCAUCAGGCACCUGCUCGAGCCGUACGUGCUGUACCGUUGCUCCGUGCCCCGCGCCAUGAAGCACCCCUGGAUGCGCAAGGAGAGGAUCAAGCGGAAGCUCAAGCACAUGAAGGACAGCAAAUUGAGUGAGCUGGAGGGCAAGGACAGCGACGUGAGCAGCGCCGGCUUGCGGGCCGCCCAGUCUGACCUGAGCAUGGCGCAGACCGGAGCAGCAUCCCCGGGACAGUUCAGGGGCCGCGCCAUGUCCGCAUCCUCGAUGCCGCGACACCGGCAGCACGACGACUUCGGCGACCGCUACGAGGACGACUCGCCCGGCUACUACAGCAAGACGAUGCUGGCCAGCCACACGGACGAAGGCCCCAUCGGUUGGCAGCAGCCGGGCAUGCAGUACACGCCAAACCCGAUCUUCCAGCAGCCCAUGCGCCAAGGGCACGCGGUCGUCAACACCCGCGUGUUCCCGCCUCCGAUGGGUGGCGGCUAUCCGGGCGGCGCCAUGGGAAUGUACGGAAACAUGGGAGGAGGCAUGGGCAUGAUGGGGCCAGCGGGGCCGGGGUACAUGUCGCCCAUGGCCGGAGCGGGCAUGUUCCCCAUGCAGGGAGCGCCCAUGAUGGGCAUGCCGCCUCGAAGGCGUCGCUCCGGCGGCAACCUGAACAUAAACGUGGCCACGCCGCGGGGCUCAAUCUCGGUGUCCAGCAGCUCGUCCGGGUCGUACGUUUAGGCCGAGCCGUGUCUUCCCUACAUCUUGCGGCGCCGGUGGAGUGUUCCAGGAGGAGCAGCGGUGUGCGUACGCUACUUCGAACUGUAGAGAGAGCAACGUAGUCGCGCGGUGCCGAGGACUCGCGCUUAGAGCGCGUUACGAACGUUAAACGCAAAGAAGAAAAAUCGCGAUGCUUGGACGAAAUUAAGGAGGUUUGGCGGCGGUGUGAAAUUUAGUUGUCCCUUGCCGUGCAGACCGUUAAUUAGACACCUGCGAUAUAUGGGUAGCGCUUUUCACUCGACCAACCGUUUUGUGGGGGCGAUGAUGGGAUCGUUUUGUGUCAAAAUCAGGGGGGUUCAGUAAACGACGUUUAUUGUAGAAUCCUCUUUCCACAAUUUACUUUGGCUUCAAAUAAAAAUUUCGCACCCACUCACAUUAUACAGCCUUCGGCUAUUUGCUAGUA